AUGGCCGCCUCCGCCCUUUCAGCACCUCCCGAGCUGGACAGCGCCUGCCGCAUGGAGUCCGGCCCGGCGGGAAAGGCCGGCGCAGCCCCGCCGCCUCCAACGGCGGGGAAAGAAACGGCGUCGGCUUCUUCUUCCUCUCCGAGCCCCGCCGGCUUCGCGGCUGCGGCUCCUUCUCCUGCUGCGUCUUCUUCUGCUUCGGCCGUGGGCGGCGAGCUGGAUCUGGCCCUGGAGGAGGAGCUGGCCAUGCUGGCUUCGGCCGGGGAAGGGCCCGGCGAGAGCGAGCCGCCGGGAGGCCCCGCGGCCUCCCUCUCCUCCCCGGCCGAGCCGGAGCUGCUGCUGUCGCAGAUGAGGCAGAAGGAGAAGGACUUGGUGUUGGCCGCCCGGUUGGGCAAAGCCUUGCUGGAGCGCAACCAGGACAUGAGCCGCCAGUACGAGCGGAUGUACAAGGAGUUGACCGACAAGCUGGAGCACCUGGAACAAGAGAAGCACGAGCUCAGGAGACGCUUCGAGAACAAGGAAGGGGAGUGGGAAGGUCGAGUCUCGGAGCUGGAGAGCGACGUCAAGCAACUGCAGGAUGAGCUGGAGAAACAGCAGGUUCACCUGCGGGAAGCUGACCGGGAGAAGACGCGGGCGGUCCAGGAACUAUCUGAACAGAACCAAAGACUCUUGGACCAGCUCAGCAAGGCGUCGGAAGUGGAAAGAAAGCUUUCCACACAGGUUCAUGUCCUCCAAGAGGACUUCAGGGAGAAGAGGUCAUCCACCAACCAGCACAUAGUUUGUCUUGAGAGCCUUCAAUCAGAGGUGAGUCUCAUCCAGGAUUGGUUGCACCAGAGCCAGCUGGAGCUUCGAGAGGUGAGACUGUCCUAUCGGCAGCUGCAGGUCAAGAUGGAGGAGCUAAAUGAGGAGCAAAGCCUCCAAGCCUUCAACUCCUCCAGGAUGUCUUUGCUGUCGGAGAUCGAGCAGAGUAUGGAAGCAGAGGAACUGGAACAAGAGCGAGAACAGUUGAGGCUGCAGCUUUGGGAGGCCUAUUGCCAAGUCCGUUACCUGUGUAUGCACCUCAGAGGGAAUGACAGUGCAGAUUCUGCCGUCUCCACGGACUCUUCCAUGGACGAAUCUUCGGAAACCUCCUCAGCCAAAGACGUUCCGGCCGGCAGCUUGCGGGCUGCACUUAGCGAAUUGAAGAGGCUGAUCCAAAGCGUGAUUGACGGCACGGAUUCCCCGAGUUCUCGGAGAAGCGAUGACGAUGCUUUGGAAGAACAGAUCAAGCAAACGAGUGAAGAUUCAAGAGCCCUGAGGGAGUUAAUGGAAGGCGAACGGGGGAAACUGAGGCAGAGCCUGGAAGAGCUACAGCAGCUUCACAGCCAGGUGACGCUGCUGAGUGUAGAAAUGACUUCGCUGAAAGAGGAAAGGGACCGGCUCCGGGGAUCGGCCGAAGACAAGGAGAUGAGCGAGCAGCUGUUGAAGGCUAUCCGAGACCGAGAUGAAGCCAUUUCGAAGAAGAAUGCUGUUGAGAUGGAGCUGGCCAAAUGCAGGAUGGACAUGAUGUCGUUGAACAGCCAGCUGUUGGACGCCAUUCAACAGAAGCUUAAUCUUUCGCAGCAGCUGGAAGCGUGGCAGGAUGACAUGCAGAGGCUCAUUGACCAGCAGCUGAUGGACCGACAUCCUAAGGAAUGGAGCCAGAUGAUGAUGUACACCACCAGCAGCCACGGAGCCAAGAGGCGCACCCGGCCUUCGCCUUUGCUGAAGCUCCAGCAGCAAAGUGCCGAGCCGCUGGGAGCCGAAGGGAACCACCGCCUGUUUUCAUUUUUCAAGAAAAAUUAA
Molecule: messenger RNA, 1821 nt
Organism: Pseudonaja textilis
Lineage: Eukaryota; Metazoa; Chordata; Lepidosauria; Squamata; Elapidae
Source: RefSeq, a predicted model, not a curated record